This is a messenger RNA of Anguilla anguilla (European eel), 2807 nucleotides long. It is a transcript of the gene acbd4, whose product is annotated as acyl-CoA binding domain containing 4. Gene Ontology annotation, molecular function: fatty-acyl-CoA binding. NCBI's taxonomy places the organism in Eukaryota, Metazoa, Chordata, Actinopteri, Anguilliformes, Anguillidae. The transcript is spliced from 11 exons. Bases 344 to 1531 code for a protein of 395 amino acids. The record is from RefSeq and is a predicted model, not a curated record. Gene Ontology annotation, biological process: fatty acid metabolic process.
UGCUUCGGAAACAAGUUCUGCAUGAAAUUCCGAAGGGGUGAAUACAAGUAGCUCGACUGUCAUUGGCAAAAACAUAAAGUUUUUAAUUAGCUAUGGUAUUAUAGGAGCAUACAACUAAGUUCAGUAAUAUUGAUCACAGUCUAAAUCUAUCUUUUUUGGCUUUUUCAACUGGCUAGCUGUUAAGCUAGCGCAUUUAGCUACAUCAUAAUGUCGCCUACGAGAGUUCUGUCAUGACAGGUAACUAGCUAGCUAGUAUUUGGGUGACCGAAAGAAGGUUGACGGGUCCUCGGUGUGGCCUGGAGUGUGGAAGUGGAGCGACAGCUCUCCCUGCUGUCCCGGCUGGAUGCCACGGGACUGUUGUACCGACAGAGCAGCUGUGCCAGUUCUGUCCAUGGCAGAGUCAGAAGACAGCUGUGUCAGACGCUUCCGAGCUGCAGUUGACGUCAUACAGAAUCUCCCAAAAAACGGGGCCUACAGACCCUCCUAUGAGGUGAUGCUGCGCUUCUACGGGCUCUACAAGCAGGCGGUCUGCGGCCCCUGCAGGGCCUCCCGCCCGGGCUUCUGGGACCCCGUCGGCCGCUACAAAUGGGACGCCUGGAGUCACCUGGGAGAGAUGAGCAGCAGCGCGGCCAUGACGGCGUAUGUGGAGGAGAUGAAGAAGGUGGCGCAGGAGGUGAUUGACACGAUGCCAAUGAACGAGAAGACGGCGUCUCUCUUCCACUACUUCGAACCUCUCUACCUCGUGAUUCAUGACAUGCCAAGGCCGCCAGAGGCGCUGCUGAAUCUCAGGGCAGAACUGGAGGGGAGUGAGCAGACAGCCAGCCCAACAGAGGCCCAGACUGAGAUGACAGAGGAGCCUUCCACGAGGCAGGAAGCGUGUCAGAGGAAGUCCAGUGACUGUCACAGCACUACUUUGCCUGAUGGCUUAAUACUGACAAGUGACUCAGAGAGUGAGGUCUUCUGUGAUUCGCUGGAGCAGCUGGACCAAAAUAAGGACCGCACCCCUGUAUCCAAGGUGACGCAGGUGGGAGCUGGGCAAGGCGGAGAAGGGGCGGGAGAAGGAAGACCUCCACCAAUGAGAGGGAGAGGCUCAGGCAGGGAGAUGCGGCAGGGGCAUCGGAGGGAGGAGACACGCGGCGAGCCGCGGGGCGGCGCCCGGCACCCGGGGGGCGGGGCCCCGGGGCCCGGGGGCGGAGACGGCUGGGAGGGAGGAGGCGGAGCCGAGCGGGCGCAGGACGCGCAGCUGCAGCUGCAGCAGCAGAUCGUGUCGGCGCUGCGUCGGCUGCGCGAGGACAUGCACAGCGUGAUGGAGCGGCUGGAGGCCGUGGAGAGGCUUGCGGCUGCGCAGGCUCAGAAUGCUGAGUGGAGGUCCGCCGUUCAGUUCCCUGCUCCCUCGCCGGAGGAGAGCCAGUGGUGGCCGUUCGACGUGUCCGGACGCACGAUGCUGCUCCUGCUGCUCUGGCCCUUCGUCGCCCAGGGGCUGGUGUUCCUUCUGCGCCGCGCGCAAAAGAAGCCCCGCUUCGCCGCGUAGAAAGGUUCCCCCCUCCAAGAGGGAAAGAAAGAGAAACUGCCAUUUUCCAGUCACCAAACCAAGUGCGGUGGACCGGGUACACCCUGCCAUCAUGGGGCUAAGUCUCUGUAAACCCUUUUGGUCUAGGCCAACGCUCUGUUACGUGAACCACUGUUUCGUUGUGUGACACCUCACAGGAACUAAAAUGCACAAUACAAAACAUAAUUUUUUUGUUUUUUUAUGCAAUAAUGUACUGUCAUUGAAUGUUUUAAGUUUUAUGUUAACUAGCGAUGUAGUGACGUGCGCACUACAACAGUGAACAUGUUCGUUACGGAGUAUCUAUUUAUUAUCCCGUAGAUUAAAAGAUUUGCAGAGAUUUGGAUUUUGAAAACUAAGGAAAUUCCUCUUAAUGGCAGAGGGCGUAUUCGGUUCAUGGUACGCAGAUCAUUGUCUUCGGAGGGGGGAAUCGUUGGUGACUCGGCAUAUGAAGGAAACGUUUGGAAAAUGACUGCCUGUCCAACAUAACGCCUUUGUCGCAGCAUGUGACUUCUCUGCUGGCCUCCUGAUAUCAAAGUCAGCAUUUUCCCCCUCUUGGGUGUGGAUAGAUUUUCACACCCUGUCACCUUCUGGGUCUCGGCCUGCUAUAUCGGAAGAGGAAUGGAAAUGAUGCAAAACGAAACAGUUUAUCUAGCGCACAAACUGUGGAAAGCAGACGUGCAGCAUCUCUCCGCUUUCUGCAAGCAUGAAAAUGAAUAGGCCUCAAAUGACCAUGUUCCAUGUGUUGGGCUGUAAUAAAGUACAGUUUCACCCCCACACCUUAUACACACUGAUUCUUGUGAACAAGCGUAUAAUUCUAAAUAAUAACAAUUGGAGGAGAAAAAAACAAGCGAUAUGGGUAGCGGUAUCAGUGAUAUGUUUUAAACAAUGCUCUCUUCCUCUACCGAGGGAGAACAAAAGCUCAUUUUUCCAAAACUAUUAUUCAACUCUAAAUGUAAUGCCUAAGCAUGAUAACCAGAAUUCAGAGAAGUCCAUUCAGAAAGUAAUUCUCAAUGACCUAUACCACUGCACUGUAAUUAACAAUAUAUGCAUUGCAAUUAAGUGACACAGUAACUUCAAUUGGAUAGCUUGACAGAUGUGGACUGAGGUCUCUAACAGUCUGAAUUCUGGUUUUCAAAUAACUGGUGCCUACUCCAUGUGAAGCAUGUAAAGUAAAGGAUUAACAGGUUGAGAUUUAGCAGGAAAAUGUCAUUGAUUGUACAAUAAUGUUUACAAUUAUUAAAUACAAAUUGUGUCCUUG